Trypanosoma brucei brucei TREU927 is the source of this 1062-nucleotide messenger RNA. RefSeq lists its product as hypothetical. The record is from RefSeq and is a predicted model, not a curated record. The transcript has a single exon. NCBI's taxonomy places the organism in Eukaryota, Euglenozoa, Kinetoplastea, Trypanosomatida, Trypanosomatidae. Bases 1 to 1062 code for a protein of 353 amino acids.
AUGCGCCACUUCAGAUUAAACCGUUGCUCUUACACGCCGAACCUAACCUCGCUAACUAAUCAGGUGAACCGUAGUGAACGAUUGCGCAAGUGGGGCAGUGUUGGUGUCCCACCCGGUUUUCCCCGCAUCCCUCGACUCGAAGCAAAGGGCAUUGCCAUAUUACAUGAAUCUCCCAAAGUGAUACUUGCCGGUCGCAGCCGAUGCAACAACUUUGACAGCAAUCAGUACAUGUUAAUUAACAAGGCGACCAAACGUUGUUUGUUGGUUGAUGCAUCCGACGACUGGCCAGACGACUGGGCCGCAUUUAUUGGAGCUUCUGACUUGACCUUAACACAUGUGUUCCUCACGCAUUGCCACAUCGACAAUAUUAUUAACCUGAAUGCUUUUCUCACUAUAUGCGGCAGCCGGCAGAAGCAACGAGUUCAAGUCGACAGCCAGGAUAAUGAUAACCGCGAGGACGAUAAUGGGAGUGAUGAAAUCGGUGUUAUGUGGUGUCCAGCAGAGGAAUGUUGGGUGCAAAACUUUAAGCGGUCCUGCGAAAGGUACGGAAGGUUCGAGGAGAUGCACCAGGUGCUUCCCAUGAUGUGCCGUAGCCUUUACACGCCCCAGCACUUAGUGGACCCGGUAAUAGCUGGUUUCUCUCGUCGCAAUGCCCGGCACCUUCGGCGGAACGAUGUGCUGCUGUCAGCGGCCACGAAUCGGGCAACGUCGUUUAUUGACUUUGGUAACGGCGUACUCCUUUAUUACAUAUUUUCCCCAGGCCACUCCCCUGGCCACAUGAUGCUUCACAUACCAACGGAAAGAAUCCUUUUCAGUGGUGACCUUCUCUUCUUCAACAAGGUGGGCCGAGUGGAUUUGCCCUGGGCGACGGGCGUACGGCUCGCUGAGAGCCUGCGCCUGUUAGAAGCACUUCCAGACAAUACCGUUGUGGUUCCGGGCCACGGCCGCAUGACGACGCUGGGUCGUGAAAGGCGUGAGAAUGAGGCGCUGCAACAGUGUUAUCAACGACAGGAGAUUGGGAAACAAGAGGUGUCAGUGGGUUUUAAUGAAGGCUAUCUUUAA